CUGGCCGGUACGUCAAAAAAUAAAACAAACAAAUUAACAAAUGUACAGCCAAUCAUGCUCAGAUGAAAAAAAAAACAUGCAAGCUCCCAUUUUGCCCUUUUCUUCUUCCUCAUUCAAAUUCAAUUCUUUUCGGAAAUCGAAAAGUUAUCUGGAGUUCGGAGUCCAGCCCUGAUUUAGUGAAUUAGAGACCCCAUACCUCUAAAAGAGAAAAGAAAAGACAGCAAAAGGAAUUCUUUUUUCAAUCACUAAACCUGGGAGAAGAGGGAGCUUUCUUCAUUUGUUGUUUAUUACUUGUUGAAGCGGAAACUAAAUGGGAGAGGAGAACACCUCAAAUUCUUCUUUGAACGAUUCACCCAACAAUAGCAGCUGUGAGACACAAGUCAUAUUGAACGUGUAUGAUCUCACCCCUAUAAACCACUACACCGUUUGGUUUGGAUUUGGCGUCUUUCAUUCUGGGAUUGAAGUUCAUGGAAAGGAAUAUGGUUUUGGAGCACAUGACUUCCCAUUCAGCGGAGUGUUUGAAGUAGAGCCUAAGAGGUGUCCUGGUUUUAUGUACAGAUGUUCCAUCCCACUUGGCUCUGUUAAUAAUUUGCCUCUCUCUCAAUUCCGAAUUUUUAUAGAAAGUGUGGCUUCUGAGUAUCAUGGGGAUACUUACCAUCUCAUCUACAAGAACUGCAACAAUUUCACUGAUGAUAUAGCUAAAAGACUCUUAGGGAAAGGGAUUCCUGGAUGGGUCAAUCGGCUCGCAAGCCUUGGCUCUUUUUGCAAUUGUCUUCUUCCUGAAAGCUUUCAAGCAACAACAGUUAAACAGCUCCCAGAGUACCAUAUAUAUACAGAUGAAGAUGGGAGUGGCUCUCAAUCUACUCUUACGCCCCAUGAGCGAACAGAUUGUGAUGACGGAGAUCAAGAUAAGCACUUGUUGUCACCCUCGAGCGAGGGUCGUGGGGUAGCUUUCCUGAAGGAGGUUCCAAGGUAACAUGUUUGGGCAAAUUCGAAAUUUGUUGAGAAUCAAUACUUUCUACAGUUUGUGUACUGGCCAAAGGUGUAUUGAGCAAAUCAUUGGUAGCAGAGUUGUCAAUCCUUUUCAUAGGGGUGGGGGGUUGUGUGUGUACCAUUAUUAUUAUUUGUUGAAUAUGCUCACUUUCUGUAAGGGAAUGUGAAAUUGAGUUCAGCAUAAUCAAAAGUUGCCUAUUCUGUUGAUAAGCAGAAAGACUUGUUUGGGAUUUGCCAUUGCUGUUGGGGAAAAAGAAAGCCUCAUUGUAAAAGCAUUAUUGAAAAGUACUGUAAAGAAUUGGGGUUAGAGAAUGAUUUUGAGGAUUGUAAAAUAGAGGUUGAGAAGUCCCUAGUACAAUAAAAUAUUCCUGAAAAGGAAAGUCCCUAGUUCAAUACGAGCUGUUUGUAUGUGUUUUGCCGAAACUGCCAUGCGUUCCAUUGUCAUCAUCAUCAAUUCAUCAUGUAUUCA
Molecule: messenger RNA, 1462 nt
Organism: Cuscuta epithymum
Lineage: Eukaryota; Viridiplantae; Streptophyta; Magnoliopsida; Solanales; Convolvulaceae
Source: the annotation of a GenBank genome assembly